This is a messenger RNA of Selaginella moellendorffii, 1566 nucleotides long. Its product is annotated as serine/threonine-protein kinase SRK2A. The transcript is spliced from 9 exons. NCBI's taxonomy places the organism in Eukaryota, Viridiplantae, Streptophyta, Lycopodiopsida, Selaginellales, Selaginellaceae. Gene Ontology annotation, molecular function: protein serine/threonine kinase activity; ATP binding. The record is from RefSeq and is a predicted model, not a curated record. Gene Ontology annotation, biological process: protein phosphorylation; intracellular signal transduction. The coding region runs from base 482 to 1477 and encodes 331 amino acids.
AGCGAUCCGGCGAGGGCAAGAUUUUACGGCAACUUGCCCCACUUGCUACUGUCGAUCCAAUCAUUCUCGCGGCGCCUUCGUUCCCAUCGCUCUCUCCUCUCCUGGCGGCCGCGCUUGCCCUAUAAUUUUUCCUGCUCUUGCGAAAUCUAGCGCGGUCCCAAUGCGGUCGUGCCGCCUCCCUAUCCUACUGUAGCUGAUCUGAUCGCGAGGGAGUGCUAGUACUGGAUUGAAAUGACCUAGAGCGCGAGCGUGAGCCAUUCGAUCGCCAGGUGGGGACGCGGUGCGGGGUGCUAAGUGUAAAUUUCCAGGAGUAGCGUGUUGGGUUUGUACAGUUUAGUCUGUCGCUUUGUGAUAGAGACCGGGUUCCAGAAAGGAAGGAAAGGGGAGGAGAAAGAAAAAAAUAGGAAAAGCCAGCGAGUAGAGGGCUCUUUCUCUUCUCUCUCGGCUCCUCGACCUAGAGUUCUUUCGUGGCCUGGGAGAUAUGGACAAGGAGAGAUAUGAGCUGGUGAGAGAUUUGGGGUCUGGGAAUUUCGGUGUCGCGAGGCUGAUGCGGGAUAAGCGAACUCGGGAGCUCGUUGCUGUCAAGUUCAUCGAGCGCGGCGAGAAGAUUGACGAGAAUGUACAGCGAGAGAUCAUCAAUCACCGCUCCUUGCGGCACCCAAACAUUGUCCAAUUCAAAGAGGUGAUGCUCACACCGACUCACUUGGCCAUUAUCAUGGAGUAUGCCGCCGGUGGCGAGCUUUUCGAGCGGAUUUGCAAUGCUGGGAGGUUCACGGAGGACGAGGCUAGAUACUUUUUCCAACAGCUCAUCUCCGGUGUCAGCUAUUGCCACGCUAGUGAAAUAUGUCACCGCGACUUAAAGCUGGAGAACACGUUGCUUGACGGGAGCCCUGCUCCGAGGCUGAAGAUUUGUGAUUUCGGGUAUUCGAAGUCCGCUUUACUCCACUCGCAGCCCAAAUCCACUGUUGGCACGCCAGCUUACAUUGCUCCAGAGGUCCUUUCGAGAAAAGAAUACGAUGGAAAGCUUUCGGACGUAUGGUCGUGCGGUGUGACGCUAUAUGUCAUGCUCGUCGGCUCUUAUCCCUUCGAAGAUUCAGCAGACCCCAGAAAUUUCAGGAAAACUAUUCAACGAAUCCUUAACGUUCAGUACACUAUUCCAGAUUAUGUCCGGGUAUCUCAAGAGUGCCGGCACCUGUUGUCCAGGAUUUUUGUUGCAACACCCGCGAAGCGGAUCACGAUUUCAGAGAUAAAGAAGCAUCCUUGGUUCUUGAAGAACUUGCCGGUGGAGCUGCUACAGGAGGCUGACCCGACUCGUCCGAUCGACGAGUCGUCCUACUCGCAGAGUGUGGAAGAUAUAAUGAGGAUCAUCCAAGAAGCCAGGACUCGAGGAGCUGCGCAGUCGCUGGACGCGUACGACAUGGAGAUGGACAACGAGUUGGAUUUGGAUGUAGACGGAAGUGGUGGUGAUUUCCUGUGAUUUGUCAGGCUAAAACUGGCUCCUAAUAAUUACAAUGUCGGUUGUAUAUAAUUCUGUUUAAAAGAAAAUUCUUAAACUUUCAAAUGCUA